This is a messenger RNA of Sphaerulina musiva SO2202, 1462 nucleotides long. RefSeq lists its product as uncharacterized. The record is from RefSeq and is a predicted model, not a curated record. Gene Ontology annotation, molecular function: acyltransferase activity, transferring groups other than amino-acyl groups. NCBI's taxonomy places the organism in Eukaryota, Fungi, Ascomycota, Dothideomycetes, Mycosphaerellales, Mycosphaerellaceae. The coding region runs from base 339 to 1190 and encodes 283 amino acids. The transcript has 2 exons.
CACGGCCUGUCCUGUCCUGUCCUGCUCCUGCUCCUGCUCCUGCUCCUGCUCCCGUUCCUGCUGCUUCUGUUCCUGUUUGCUGAAAAUACGACGUAUCACCCUUCCCGCAUAUCACGCGUCGUACCUGCUCCUGACAAGUCAUAUUCACGGCCUCGCCCCGACCUUGUGCUACAGUACCUGCCUGCACUAUUCCCUACGUAUUCAAUUCCAUCCGGCAGGAGCUACCUGUAUCUCCUGACCUGACACGGUACAAGAAGUCACUCCUCGGCCCUCACACUGCCACCAUCCUUUCCAACCAAAUCAACCACACCAACCAAGCAACCACUGAGCGAAGCAACAUGUCUCCGUUCAUAAUGGAGCCGUACCGACCCACCCCCUCUCCUCCACCCAGACGCAAGCCACGCUCGAGCUCCUUCUCCGUGUCUCUGGCCAAAUACGACGACAUUCGAAGACUGGUCGACAUCGAAUUCUUCGCCUUCGAAAAGGAACGAACUAACCACAUCCUGUCCUACCGAGACUACCGCCAGCCAGCACAUCUCGAGCGGGCGGUACGGUCCUACCAGAGCGCCAUCAGCGGGUCCGAUGCCAAUCGCAGACGCCGAAAGUCUGCCUCUGCUCGUCGACUGGAUCGUCGGUCGAAUGGCGAUGUCGUCAGGUUUCGCAAAGUGACGGACAGGGAGACUGGUCUGAUCAUUUCAUGGGCAAAGACGGAGACGAAGGCUUACACGCAAGAUGAGCUGGCGAGUCCGGCAGACAGCGGACAUGAGAACGAGGCUCUCAUGAAUCGGGACUGGUUUGCGCUGAACGAGAAGCUCAAGCGAGACUACAUGGGGACCCAGAAGCAUUGCUAUAUCAGCAUGCUGGCCACGCAGCCGACCUACCAACAUCACGGCGCAGGAACAAUGCUCCUCGAAGACAUUCUGACGGAAGCUGACGAGGCGGGUGUGGAGUGCUAUCUGGAAGCAACGGAUACGGCCAAGCCACUCUACGAAAGACACGGAUUCGAAAUGGUGAAUGAGCUGCGAUUUGACCCAUCUGCAUAUGGAGUGUGUGGUUUCAGUGUCGAGAGACAAACCAUCAUGGUGCGAGGGGCAUUGGACCGUGUUAGUGGACAAAGGAAGCAGGUGCGAUCAUGGGCCGAAGCGACUGGAGGUCCGGGCUCGCCAACAAGCGAAAGCGACGGCGCCUAGAACGGAGGUGGCUCCUGGCCAACCUUCAUCGCUCGACUUUCAACAACAACAUCUUCCGACCAACAUUCAUCUUUCCGGCGUGGCGUGGUCUGGUCUUUCAGGCGUCGAGGCGCUUCGGUUCUAUCUACGGUCCAACACCAAAAAGCUCCAGAUAUCCAUGAUUCAAGCGGCGGCGUUCGUGUACAAAGUAUCUGACAUGCAUUGGUAGAUAGGCCCGGCAGUAUUGCCCUCUGGCAAGCAGUUCCCGAGAAGAAAAGUACUUUGUGAUCCAU